This is a messenger RNA of Cottoperca gobio, 2144 nucleotides long. RefSeq names its product putative protein MSS51 homolog, mitochondrial. NCBI's taxonomy places the organism in Eukaryota, Metazoa, Chordata, Actinopteri, Perciformes, Bovichtidae. The record is from RefSeq and is a predicted model, not a curated record.
GGAGUUGUCAGGUCUGUCUAGAAGGAUACGCACAGGUGUUACUGUUAUAUGUGGCACCAGCAGCCCCCAGCUCACAUAACCUAACAAACCAGAGCAGCAGAAGAAGAAACCGAACAGCACGUGAGAGAGAAACUAAGAGUAUGGACACCAAGGGUAAAGCCAUGACCUUCCAGUCUCAAAAGGAGAUGUUUGAGAAGAUGGAGGAAUCUUUUAAAAUCUGUGCCUGUUGCCAUAAACAGCCAAAUCAACUCCCAAAUCCAGAGAGCAUGAAGCGUUGUGCCAGAUGUCUAAAUGUUUACUACUGCUGCAAAGAUUGUCAGAAGGAGGACUGGCCCAAACACAAGAAGUUCUGCUCACAACUGUGUCUGGCUGCCAUGGACAGAGUUGUGGAAUGGCUUUUAUUCAAAGGAGACCUUCCAUUCCCUACAGAAAAAUGGUCAAAGCCCCAGUCAGAGGUUAAAGGUUGGGAUGACUGGCUUGCGAUGCAGGGAGAUCUCACAGCUCGCCUCGACCCUAUUUUAAAAGGAGCCAACAUGAAAGACUUGUGGACCAACGUUGGCAGGUCUCCGCCUAACGAUGAGAACCUGAAGCGGUCCCUGUGGAGGGUUUGCAGUGAGUUCUUCUCCAGGCCGCUGACCAUCGCCUGGGGGAUGAGGCUGUUCGGCAUUAACCCUCAUUCCAAACCUCUCACCGUUCACCUGGUGGGAGCAGGACACAGUGAGACUCUGGCAGCCAGACUGACGGACUACGAUGAGCUGAACAACAUGUUCCCCGGACACCAGGGCGUAGAGAUAGUCAUGGUGGGACCGGAGGUGGUGGACGGGCCCAUCGUGAGGCCUCCUCUCAGGGCGUUUGGCCCCAGGCAGAGGGUCUUCAUCAGCGCCUACAAGGGCCUCUACCACCAGUUCUGGGAGGAGCUGGUGGAGACAGAGGAAGCCGCCAAGCCAGACCUGGUGGUUGGAUUUCAUCCUGGAUUUGAUGCCAGUCAGGGUCUGGACCAGGGUUGGCUUCCAACACUUCUGCUCCUCAGGGAUUAUGAGAUUCCUUCCCUGUUCACUGCUCUCAAUGAGACAGAGAUGACCUACUCCCUGCAGAUCCUGUUGGAGUUGGAGAUGGACUUGAAGGGAAGUGGAGCCAACCCAUUCGCGUCCCUGAAAGCAGAAGUGGUGGGCUCGAGUCCCAACGAGCCUCCCGUCUACUGCAACUCCCACUACUUCUGUUUUCAGGGAAUGCAGGAGACUGCGGAGUUUGAGGAACCGGAGGAGGCCUGAAGCAUUGUUAAUAUAUGCCUCUUUUUUCUUAUAAUUAAAUCAUAUGAUAAUGUUUUAAAAGUAGUGUUUCAAUACAUUAUUAUUAAAAGGUUAGUCCCAUUUGUUCUUUGGUAGCUGAGACUGUUUGCUAUGACAUUUGCAUUUACUAUCUCAGUGUCAUGGCAUCACAGUUGUGAGAUUUGAAUAUACUGACCCUGAACUAUUGUGUUAGCAGAGAAGCCAUAAAGCAUUGUCGAAACUGUCAAACGUCUACUUAUAUUAAGUCUACAAUCAAAAUGUUAAAAGGAUUAAAUACAGGGGGGAGACAGCGAUGUCCUCUCUGGUUAAACACAGCGUUGCUUCAAUGCAAAUGCAAAACCAGACGGAGGUGGAGGUGAUGAAAGAUAAAGCACUGAAGAUUAUUUCCAGGAGAGGCGCAAAUAUCCCUGACGGGCCUUGAACACAUGAGGCUCAAAUUAGAAACCUUGGAUCUAAAGUCUCUUCAGUUACACCAGUACUGCAAGAACUUUACACGCUAUCUACUUAAUCACUAAGUGUGAACACGUCAUCUCUUGUUUCACUGCUGUGAUACGAGCUGUAUCUUUUAUGAAAAGCAGGCAUUACUACCUUUUAUUCAAAUGUCCAGAUUAAUGAAUUGCUCAGUGUGUGUUCCAUGAAUGUCUUCAUUGUAAGGAGACUUGUUUUGUAUUCUCAGCUCUUUCUAAUAUACAUAUAUGUUGUGUUAGAACCCCCCAAAAGAUGCUGUAUAUGUAGAGUAUUUUGGAAAUUCAUGUCUAUAUUUAAUUUUUGCUUAUUAUGUAAUUUAUCCAGCAGCCACAUCAAACACAAAGCGUUCACAUUUACUUCCUUAUGUGUAAAAAUAAACUUCUUAUC